Haliotis rufescens (red abalone) is the source of this 5508-nucleotide messenger RNA. Its product is annotated as beta-1,4-mannosyltransferase egh-like. Gene Ontology annotation, cellular component: cytoplasm. The record is from RefSeq and is a predicted model, not a curated record. Gene Ontology annotation, molecular function: beta-1,4-mannosyltransferase activity. The transcript has 2 exons. Lineage: Eukaryota; Metazoa; Mollusca; Gastropoda; Lepetellida; Haliotidae. The coding region runs from base 36 to 1457 and encodes 473 amino acids.
CCGAAGGUCAAGGUGACGACUAAUCGCAUUGAAACAUGACAACGAAAAAUAGAAAAUAUUCUUUGGAAUCCUGGAUGAAGACAACGAAAAGUCGGCUGAAACACUUUCUCACACUGGCUCUACUCCUUAUUAUUCUGUUCAUCGUGUUUUCGGCAUCGGGUGCUCUCCCCUUCACAAGGACACCCCUGAAUAAUGUUGACCCAUAUUCACAGUAUGGCAAGGUACCAACAAUACUUUUGUAUAUUCUACGGACCCUGACAUUGAUUCCGCUACCAAUAAUGCUAAGUAACUUCUUCGGGAUAAUAUUUUGCAACACAUAUCCUGUUCCUUCCAGGGUUGUGACGUCACUGACACACGGGUCAAUAUGCUUCCGGGUGGUCACACGAGGCACGUACCCAGAUUUAGUGAAGAGAAACCUCAGAAGAAAUAUCGAACUGUGUUCAAAGGCAGGACUGCAGAAUUAUACCUUUGAAGUUGUGACGGAUAACCCAAUAUCCAUCACUGGAUUACUGAACGUGAGAGAACUGCUUGUGCCAAAGUGGUACAAGACAUCACGGGAGAGUUUAUUCAAAGCACGUGCAUUGCAGUACUCGCUAGAAGAUGACGUCACUGUUUUGAAAGAGAGUGAUUGGAUAGUCCAUUUAGACGAGGAGACUCUGCUCACUGAGUCUUCACUCGCAGGAGUGUUGAACUUUAUCCGUUCAGGGGAGUAUGAGUUUGGACAAGGAGUUAUCACAUACGCAAGCGAUUCGGUCGUAUGUUGGAUUACGACUUUAGCCGAUCUAAUCCGAGUGGGUGGAGAUUAUGGCAAUUUGAGAUUCACCCUUGGCCAGCUACACAAACCUGUUUUCAGCUGGAAGGGUUCGUUUAUUGUAGCGAAUGCCAGCGCUGAGAAAAAGGUUUCUUUUGACUUUGGUCCAGAAGGAAGCCUAGCUGAAGACUGUUUCUUUGCCCUCAUGGCGUGGAAGGAAGGGUACAAAUUUGGAUACGUAGAAGGUGAAAUGUGGGAAAAGUCUACGUUUUCAGUCAUGGAUUUUAUUCAACAGCGGAAGCGAUGGAUUCAAGGCGUAUCCCUCGCGUUCCUAAGCAAACAGAUUCCUAUAAGAUACAAACUCGGGAUCGGUGUCAUGGUGUUGGCGUGGGCUUUCAUGCCAGUGACGUCACUGAAUAUUCUUCUUGUUCCGAUGUGCCCCUUGUCAGUACAUCCAGUGGUCAAUACGCUAAGUGCAUUUUCAGGAGGCGUUGCCAUAUUUCUAUUCAUGUUUGGGGCUAUUAAGUCAUUCACCAUCCGAACUCAUGGGUUAUUCAGAUUUAUACUGUUAUGUACUUUAGCAGUAGGUAUCGCGCCCAUAUCUCUGAUAUUGGAAAGCAUGGGAGUAAUUCUAGCAGCCGUGUCAAAACAAGGGAGGGAAUUCCACAUUGUAAAGAAAGAUUCAGAGAGAACUAUCACGGUGUAAUUGUUUUGCAGUUGUAAUGACAGUGUAUUCUAAGACGGCUGAUAUGAGCGUCUGUCUCGGGUAUUUGAUGCAUAGACGUGUAAUUUGAGGCAGGUGAUAACGGUUUUAGUCACACCUGUAGUCAGAUCUAUUCCAAACAAACAUCUGGAAAACUAUGGCAAAUCUGCUUUAAUGGGACAGUGGAACAGUAAAAUAUGCCCUCACUUAAUGGCUCAGAUAGUAAUUUCCUAACCCAAACGAAUUUGUACCCCUAAAGCUGGAAACUUCGAAACGCUAAAUGUCUCCAGCAACCCAUGCAUGUCGUAAGGGGCGACUAACGGGAUCGGGUGGUCAGACUCGCUGACUUGAUGGUUGAUGCUUGUAAUUGUAUUCUUAAUUGCGUGGAUCGAUGCUCAUGAUGUCAAUUACUGGAUUGUCUGGUCAAGACUCAUAUAGCUGGAAUAUUGCUGAGUGUGACGGCAUUAAACAACAAUCAAACAAAUCUAAAAUUGCCUUGUUUAGACAGUAUUAUCGUUGGAUAGGUUUCCAACCACACUUUUCAGACGGCUAUGUUUAUCGCGAUUCUCUUGCUAUAAUGUGUUGUGUGAUGUCACGGUGGAGCAGUUCAUUCAUCGCAUAGGAAUAGAGGACAAAACAGAGGCUAUUGAUAUUUCAGGAAACAGAUUUAUCACCUCGCAAUCAUUGCAUUAAGACACCCACAUAAAGCUGGACUAUUGUGUAUAUUGCAUAAACGUACCUAAUGCAUAAUUGCAUCAUUCAAAGUUAUUGAAUGAAAAUCAUCAUCACUUUAUGUACCUUCACCUAGUAUUAUUGUUAAAUAUACAUAUCCAAUCUCCAUCUCGACUGCUACCAGGAUCAAGGAGCCCAAAAGGAAUUGCUCAUUUCUAGGGGUACGAAUUCGUUUGGUUUACGAAUUUAUAUACACCCACAGUAAAACCGUAAAUACACAAAACCUCAAUCAACUUAUAAAACAAAUAGAUAUCAGUAAAACAAGAAAUUAUGGUUCAGUCAUUAUUGUCGGUAGUGGAUUUUGAAUGUUUGCUAAGUGUCACUUGGGCUGUCUGCCCCUGUUGUAUAAUGAUGGGAAGUAUUACUUUGGCCUCUGUAACCAAAUGUCUGCCCCUGUUGUAUAAUGAUGGGAAGUAUUACUUUGGCCUCUGUCACCAAAUGUCUGCCCCUGUUGUAGAAUGAUGGGAAGUAUUACUUUGGCCUCUGUAACCAAAUGUCUGCCCCUGUUGUAUAAUGAUGGGAAGUAUUACUUUGGCCUCUGUCACCAAAUGUCUGCCCCUGUUGUAUAAUGAUGGGAAGUAUUACUUUGGCCUCUGUCACCAAAUGUCUGCCCCUGUUGUAUAAUGAUGGGAAGUAUUACUUUGGCCUCUGUAACCAAAUGUCUGCCCCUGUUGUAUAAUGAUGGGAAGUAUUACUUUGGCCUCUGUAACCAAAUGUCUGCCCCUGUUGUAUAAUGAUGGGAAGUAUUACUUUGGCCUCUGUCACCAAAUGUCUGCCCCUGUUGUAUAAUGAUGGGAAGUAUUACUUUGGCCUCUGUAACCAAAUGUCUGCCCCUGUUGUAUAAUGAUGGGAAGUAUUACUUUGGCCUCUGUAACCAAAUGUCUGCCCCUGUUGUAUAAUGAUGGGAAGUAUUACUUUGGCCUCUGUCACCAAAUGUCUGCCCCUGUUGUAUAAUGAUGGGAAGUAUUACUUUGGCCUCUGUAACCAAAUGUCUGCCCCUGUUGUAUAAUGAUGGGAAGUAUUACUUUGGCCUCUGUAACCAAAUGUCUGCCCCUGUUGUAUAAUGAUGGGAAGUAUUACUUUGGCCUCUGUAACCAAAUGUCUGCCCCUGUUGUAUAAUGAUGGGAAGUAUUACUUUGGCCUCUGUCACCAAAUGUCUGCCCCUGUUGUAUAAUGAUGGGAAGUAUUACUUUGGCCUCUGUCACCAAAUGUCUGCCCCUGUUGUAUAAUGAUGGGAAGUAUUACUUUGGCCUCUGUCACCAAAUGUCUGCCCCUGUUGUAUAAUGAUGGGAAGUAUUACUUUGGCCUCUGUAACCAAAUGUCUGCCCCUGUUGUAUAAUGAUGGGAAGUAUUACUUUGGCCUCUGUAACCAAAUGUCUGCCCCUGUUGUAUAAUGAUGGGAAGUAUUACUUUGGCCUCUGUCACCAAAUGUCUGCCCCUGUUGUAUAAUGAUGGGAAGUAUUACUUUGGCCUCUGUCACCAAAUGUCUGCCCCUGUUGUAUAAUGAUGGGAAGUAUUACUUUGGCCUCUGUCACCAAAUGUCUGCCCCUGUUGUAUAAUGAUGGGAAGUAUUACUUUGGCCUCUGUAACCAAAUGUCUGCCCCUGUUGUAUAAUGAUGGGAAGUAUUACUUUGGCCUCUGUCACCAAAUGUCUGCCCCUGUUGUAUAAUGAUGGGAAGUAUUACUUUGGCCUCUGUCACCAAAUGUCUGCCCCUGUUGUAUAAUGAUGGGAAGUAUUACUUUGGCCUCUGUCACCAAAUGUCUGCCCCUGUUGUAUAAUGAUGGGAAGUAUUACUUUGGCCUCUGUAACCAAAUGUCUGCCCCUGUUGUAUAAUGAUGGGAAGUAUUACUUUGGCCUCUGUCACCAAAUGUCUGCCCCUGUUGUAUAAUGAUGGGAAGUAUUACUUUGGCCUCUGUCACCAAAUGUCUGCCCCUGUUGUAUAAUGAUGGGAAGUAUUACUUUGGCCUCUGUAACCAAAUGUCUGCCCCUGUUGUAUAAUGAUGGGAAGUAUUACUUUGGCCUCUGUAACCAAAUGUCUGCCCCUGUUGUAUAAUGAUGGGAAGUAUUACUUUGGCCUCUGUCACCAAAUGUCUGCCCCUGUUGUAUAAUGAUGGGAAGUAUUACUUUGGCCUCUGUCACCAAAUGUCUGCCCCUGUUGUAUAAUGAUGGGAAGUAUUACUUUGGCCUCUGUCACCAAAUGUCUGCCCCUGUUGUAGAAUGAUGGGAAGUAUUACUUUGGCCUCUGUAACCAAAUGUCUGCCCCUGUUGUAUAAUGAUGGGAAGUAUUACUUUGGCCUCUGUAACCAAAUGUCUGCCCCUGUUGUAUAAUGAUGGGAAGUAUCACUUUGGCCUCUGUAACCAAAUGUCUGCCCCUGUUGUAUAAUGAUGGGAAGUAUUACUUUGGCUGUCUGUCACCAAAUGUCUGCCCCUGUUGUUGAAUGAUGGGAAGUAUUACUUUGGCCUCUGUAACCAAAUGUCUGCCCCUGUUGUAGAAUGAUGGGAAGUAUUAAUUUGGCCUCUGUAACCAAAUGUCUGCCCCUGUUGUAGAAUGAUGGGAAGUAUUACUUUGGCCUCUGUAACCAAAUGUCUGCCCCUGUUGUAUAAUGAUGGGAAGUAUUACUUUGGCCUCUGUAACCAAAUGUCUGCUCCUAUUGUAGAAUGAUGGGAAGUAUUACUUUGGCUGUCUGUCACCAAAUGUCUGCCCCUGUUGUAGAAUGAUGGGAAGUAUUACUUUGGCUGUCUGUCACCAAAUGUCUGCCCCUGUUGUAGAAUGAUGGGAAGUAUUACUUUGGCUGUCUGUCACCAAAUGUCUGCCCCUGUUGUAGAAUGAUGGGAAGUAUUACUUUGGCCUCUGUCACCAAAUGUCUGCCCCUGUUGUAUAAUGAUGGGAAGUAUUACUUUGGCCUCUGUAACCAAAUGUCUGCCCCUGUUGUAUAAUGAUGGGAAGUAUUACUUUGGCCUCUGUAACCAAAUGUCUGCUCCUAUUGUUUAAUGAUUAUCUAAGAGUAAUCAUUGAUAUUGAUUGAAAGCCCUAAAGUGAGGUAGGUGUAAGAUGUUCCCACUUUAGCGUCUGGGAGUUUGGUUUUAUGUUGCUUUGAAAAAUAUUUCAGCUUAAUGUGGAUGGAAAAGGCCUAGGAGUCACGAUGAAUGACUGAAACAUAUGUCACUAUUUUUAAUCAGGAUUGUAGUGACAAACAGUUUUUAUACAAUACCUGACACUCCUUUUUCCUCUUCUCAUAGGUGCACAUUACAGUUUGUUAUUCAAGAUAAUGUUUCAUAUAUUUCUGCGUCCUACUUAUAAAGCUAGAUACCACCCACAUC